Messenger RNA from Amphimedon queenslandica, 1165 nucleotides. RefSeq names its product triokinase/FMN cyclase-like. Bases 21 to 1085 code for a protein of 354 amino acids. Gene Ontology annotation, cellular component: cytosol. The record is from RefSeq and is a predicted model, not a curated record. Lineage: Eukaryota; Metazoa; Porifera; Demospongiae; Haplosclerida; Niphatidae. Gene Ontology annotation, molecular function: glycerone kinase activity. Gene Ontology annotation, biological process: glycerol catabolic process. The transcript is spliced from 9 exons.
UUAAUUAAUUUUUAACAGCAAUGAGCUGCAGUGCAGUCUCUAAAAAGUUGAUAAAUUCUCCAGAUAGAGCGGUAGAUGAGUCUCUUCAUGGUCUAGUUAGUGUUCAUCCCGGCCUGAGGCUGUUGUCUGGUCAUAGAGUGGUACUCAGAGCUGAUAUUGAGGACCUCAUUAAGACUGGAAAGGUAACUUUACUGUCUGGGGGUGGCAGUGGUCAUGAACCUGCCCAAUCUGGUUUUGUAGGUAAAGGAAUGUUGAGUUGUGCUGUAGCAGGAGCUGUGUUUGCAUCACCUCCCACUGAUUCUAUACUAGCAGCAUUAAGGGCUAUUUCUUCACCAGCUGGUACUCUGAUGAUUGUGACUAACUACACUGGAGACAGAUUGAACUUUGGCAUUGCAGCCGAAAGAGCUAAGAGUGAGCUAGGACUAGAUGUUAGAAUGAUUAUUGUUGGUGAAGAUACUGCACUACCAUCAACUGGUAAAUCAGCUGGCAGGAGAGGACUAUGUGGCACUAUAUUAGUACACAAGAUAGCAGGAGCAAUGGCAGAGAAAGGUUGUUCACUGGAUGAAGUAGUAGCUACUGCUCAAGAAGUUGCAGACUCCAUUGGUACAAUGAGUGUGAGCCUGUCUCCUUGUUCUGUUCCUGGACACAAACCAUCAUUUCAAUUAGGAGAGACUGAGAUGGAGUUAGGCCUUGGGAUUCAUGGAGAAGCUGGAGUAGAGAGAACAAAUUUGCAAUCAGCUAAUGUGGUAGUUGCUAGAUUAUUGGAUCACCUUACCUCCAUUGAAUCAGGAUAUCAAUACUUCAAUCCACCUAAUGGUACUAAUGUUGGAUUGGUUAUUAAUAAUUUAGGAGGAACAUCAAAUUUAGAGUUAUCUCUCAUUGCUGGUUCUGCCAUUGACUAUUUAACUAGCAAGUUAUGCUAUAAUGUUACAAGAGCUUAUAUAGGAUCAUUAAUGACUUCACUGGAAAUGGCUGGAGUGUCACUAACAUUAUUAAGAAUUAAGGACCACUGGACAGAAUAUCUUGAUUAUCCCACUACUGCUCCUGGUUGGCCUACACAAUCCAAAGAUCCCAACCUAACUUAAUCUACUUAUAAAAUGAACAAAAUUAAUAUUUUUGUAUAUGAGAAUCAGAUGAUUGAUGGAAAUCAUUAUAAAGCAAGCAA